Molecule: messenger RNA, 3811 nt
Organism: Labrus mixtus (cuckoo wrasse)
Lineage: Eukaryota; Metazoa; Chordata; Actinopteri; Labriformes; Labridae
Gene: gys1
Product: glycogen synthase 1 (muscle)
Exons: 16
Coding region: 188-2296 (702 amino acids)
Biological process (GO): glycogen biosynthetic process
Cellular component (GO): cytoplasm
Molecular function (GO): alpha-1,4-glucan glucosyltransferase (UDP-glucose donor) activity
Source: RefSeq, a predicted model, not a curated record
UGGCAGCCCGUGGGCGUCCCCUAUCUCUGCAUGACAGCGAACACACUAAACCAAUGUGAAUCGCUGGCAUUUAGCAAAAGCCGCCGCCCCCCUUUUCCUCUGUCUCCACUGUUUCCUUCUUUUGGAUAGACUGUGACAGCUGUCAAUGUGUUGUGCAUCUUCGUGAAGCAAGGACAAAACCGAAGGCAUGCCGCUGGCUCGCAGCCUGUCUGUCACGUCCCUGUCAGGACUGGAGGAUUGGGACGAGGACUUUGAUUUGGAGGAUGCCGUUCUUUUUGAGAUUGCGUGGGAGGUCGCCAACAAAGUCGGAGGCAUCUACACCGUCAUCCAGACCAAAGCCCGAAUGACCUCGGAGGAAUGGGGGGAGAACUACUUCCUGGUGGGUCCCUACGUGGAGAGCAACGUGCGCACUCAGGUGGAGCUGAUCGAGCCCACAAACCCGGCGCUAAAGAGAACCAUUGACAAGAUGAACGCCAGUGGCUGUAAGGUGUACUUUGGGCGGUGGCUCAUCGAGGGGAGUCCGUACGUCAUUCUGAUCGAUGUGGCGUUCACCGCCUGGUCUCUGGACAGCUGGAAGAGCGAGCUGUGGGAGCUCUGUGACAUCGGCGUGCCGUGGUUCGACCGCGAGGCGAACGACGCCGUGCUGUUCGGCUUCCUGACGGCUUGGCUUCUGGGAGAGUACGGAGCCCAGAGUGAGGAACCUCCGCACAUCGUCGCACAUUUCCACGAGUGGCUGGCCGGCCUGGGUCUUGUGUUGUGUCGACACAGGCAGCUUCCCAUUGCAACCAUCUUCACCACUCACGCCACGCUGCUGGGACGAUACCUGUGUGCUGGAAAUGUGGACUUCUAUAACAAGCUUGCAAAUUUCAACGUGGAUAAAGAAGCAGGCGACAGGCAGAUCUACCAUCGGUACUGUUUGGAGCGGGCGGCCGCACACUGCGCCCACGUCUUCACCACCGUGUCUCAGAUCACAGCCAUCGAGGCAGAGUACCUGCUCAAGAGGAAACCAGACAUCGUCACUCCAAACGGCCUCAACGUGAAGAAGUUCUCUGCGGUGCACGAGUUUCAAAACCUCCACGCUCAGAGCAAGAAUCGGAUACAGGAGUUUGUGAGAGGACACUUCUAUGGGCACCUUGAUUUCAACCUGGACAAGUGUCUGUUCCUCUUCAUCGCUGGACGCUACGAGUUCUCCAACAAAGGAGCCGACCUUUUCCUGGAAGCUUUAGCUCGCCUCAACUAUCUCCUCAGAGUCAAUAACAGCGACGUCACCGUUAUUGCGUUCUUCAUCAUGCCAGCUCGGACGAACAACUUCAACGUGGAGACCUUGAAGGGACAAGCAGUCAGGAAGCAGCUCUGGGAUACCGCUCAGACCGUGAAGGAACGCUUCGGAAAGAAACUCUAUGAGUCACUUUUAGUCGGGCAGCUUCCAGACGUGUCAAAGAUCAUGGACAAAGAGGACUUCACCCUCAUGAAGCGCGCCAUCUUUGCCACUCAGAGACAGUGUCAGCCUCCAGUCUGCACCCACAACAUGCUGGAGGACAGCAGCGACCCCAUCCUCAACUGCGUCCGCCGCAUCGGCCUCUUCAACAGCUCGGCUGACCGCGUCAAGAUUAUCUUCCAUCCAGAGUUCCUUUCUUCUACCUCUCCUCUCCUUCCGAUGGAUUACGAGGAGUUUGUUCGGGGCUGUCACCUCGGGGUCUUCCCCUCUUACUACGAGCCGUGGGGCUACACUCCAGCCGAGUGCACAGUCAUGGGGAUCCCAUCCAUCUCAACCAACCUGUCUGGCUUCGGCUGUUUCAUGGAGGAGCACAUUGCCGACCCCUCAGCAUACGGUAUCUACAUCAUGGACCGGCGGUUCCGAGGGGUGGACGAGUCGUGUAACCAGCUCACCUCCUUCCUGUUUCAGUUCUGUAAGCAGAGCCGGCGUCAGCGGAUCAUCCAGAGGAACCGGACUGAGCGUCUGAGUGACCUCUUGGACUGGAAAUACCUCGGCAGGUACUACGUAUCGGCCCGUCACAUGGCCCUGGCGAAGGCCUUCCCUGACACCUACAUGUAUGAACUCAAUGAGCCCACCUCAGCCUCUGGUUUCCGUUACCCUCGACCGGCCUCGGUGCCUCCAUCUCCGGCUCUGUCCCGCCACUCGUCCCCCCACCACAGCGAGGGCGAGGAAGAAGAACGCUACGACGAGGAUCUAGAAGCAGAGAAGGACCGUGUGAACAUCCGACAGCCCUUCAAAAACAAGACCUCUGCUGUCCCUGCAGGCAAUGGAAGCAGCGACGACGGAGAGAAAAACUGAGAGACACACACACACACACACACACACACACACACAGUACAGGCGAAAACCUCACUAGUGAAACCUUCUCCCUGGCAUUCAUUUAGAUCACUCUUUGCAGCCGUGUGAGUUUGAGUGAUACUUUUAUUAUCAGCUUGUUGUGAAAAAUUGGAUUGCUGUCAGUGUCUUCCCAACCUGUGUGUACCUCAGAGUUUUUUAAGAAACAUCACUCAGUUUGAUAUUUUUUUUUGGUAUAUUUUUCAGUUUUCACCAGCAGUGCAAUCAGUGGUUUUCACUUUGUGGAGUAGACGCAGCAGCUAGAUAAAAAAGAGCUGCACGUCAACUCGACACGGGAAAACUGCCAAAUCAGGGUUGCUGGAUUUUUUGUAGCGUACUAACACUGGAUUACAAAGUAGGUCGAUAAAUAAUAACUACAUGUUUCUGGAGGCUUUCUAUACUUGAUUCAAAGGUGGGUCAGAGCGGGUAAAACAGCAUGACCUUCCUUUUUACCAGCAUGUCAUCUUUACACGUUCAACAGCAGGAUAUAAACAACAGACGGUUUCAGUUUCUGUACCCACAAAGAGCUCCGAUUUCUUUUAACGUCUGACUCUAAAUUAGCUCCACUGUACACCUUGUAGCAUUUUCUUCUUUUUGUUUUUCUUUAAAAUGCCUUAUUUACAAAAGAAUUUCCCAGAAUGGAAACGAAACGUAGAACAGAAACAGAACAAGAGCAGAAAGCUUCAGCAAACAAAGAGAGAACAUGUAUGUGUGUGUGUUAUGUAUGUUCUUUUUCUAAGCCUUAUUGCAUCACUAAGGAAGCCAUGAGCGCACAUACAUCCACCUUUUUAUUUUACUCCAUUUUCCCCGAGAUAACAAGUCAUUUUCAGUUGUUUUCUUGAGAUCUGGACGUAUUUAUCUUGACAUCCCGGGCUAUCAGUGUUGGUUUUCCUGUGAUGACGACUUAAUUUCUUGAAAUCCCAAGAAAACCACAUUUUUAGCGGGAAAACCAAGAGUCUCUAUCCCGACAUAGCGAGAUAAAUAAGUCGAUAUCUUGAGAAAAAUAACCAAAAUUUAAUUGGUAUCAAAAGUGGGAAAAGAUGUCGGGAUGCAUGUCCCCUUAGGGCUUCCGUACAUCACAGCCUCUCAGUUACAAUCACAAAAGAAUAACCAAACACUCCUUUUGUUUGUCUGACUGCGUGUGCGUAUGUGCGCCUGUAUGGAUGGAGAAGGUUAUUUCUCAGCCUCUCUGCUUCUGCAAGUAUUUAUUUGUGAGAGGGGUAGAGUUGAGACAGAUAGAAGACGAGGGGGCUGUGUCCUGAGACGUGUUUUCAGGUGAAGAAAAUCAGAGAAAAAGACCAGAAGAGGAGUUAAAUAUGUCGUUUGAAAUAUGACUGUUUGUCAGUUUUUAAAGAAGGAAAAUGGAUUAACCAGACGUGGACUUACACUCCCUGUAACAGAUGUAUUCGUUACAAUCUUGCACCAGAUGAACUCUAAAUAAAGCUGAAAUAAAUGUACCUGUUAGUGUUUUACAAAUGA